This is a messenger RNA of Theobroma cacao (cacao), 2609 nucleotides long. The record is from RefSeq and is a predicted model, not a curated record. Lineage: Eukaryota; Viridiplantae; Streptophyta; Magnoliopsida; Malvales; Malvaceae.
UGAAGUAAUGUUUGAUAGAAUCAAUUUCUGAAAGUUUUGAAUCACCAGAAACUACCAUCUCUCAAAUGACCCUAACACCCUUCUCCUUCACCAUUUCCCUCCACCUCACCACCAUUAUCAUCAUUUCAUUAGCAACAGAAUGUGCUGUUGUUGCUGCCCUCGGCUCGGCCUCCACGGUGGCUGUCACCUUUGGCACGGCUACUGUUUGCGGCAUCAUUGCUGGUGAGCCAACACAGAGAGUCCAGUGCUACCAAAAUGGACUCAACAUUUCAGUUUUGCCAAACGUAUCAUUCGAAGCAAUCUCUGGUGGCACAAGCUUCUUUUGUGGCCUCAGGUCAGGUGGAUUCAGCAUCCUUUGUUGGGAGACUAAAGCUUUAAUGAAUUCAAGUUUUAGGCCGAAGCGUAUAUAUUUCAAACACAAUGUCUCGAUGACUGACCUGGCGGUUGGUGAUGAUCAGGUUUGUGCCAGAGAGGUGGAUUCUGGUAUAGCUAGAUGCUGGAGAGGAGGAGGUGGUUCUCCAUUUCCGUCACCUGGUCUAGGUUUGAAGUUUCGUGCAAUCACAUCAGGGAGUGGCUUUACUUGUGGGAUUUUGAAGAAUGAUAGCACAGUUUUCUGUUGGGGUGGUAAUAAGAUUGGAGCUGAAAUCCAAAGACAGUAUGGUAAAUUGUCAAUGUCAAAUUUGGUUGCUGGAGAUUCUCAUGCUUGUGGAUUGACCAGGACAGGAUUCUUGGUUUGUAAAGGGAAUAAUGAGUCUGGACAACUGGAUGCUCCUUCUAGUUCAGCUUUUGAGUUCUCAGGUCUUUCACUGGGAAGCAAUUUUGGUUGUGGUAUUGGGAGAAGAAAUGGAUUGGUUCUAUGCUGGGGAGGAGAUAACAGAUCCAAAUUUGAUUAUGAUGCAGUACAAGAUGUUUCAUUUGAGUCGAUUAUUGCUGGUUUGAAUUUUAUUUGCGGCUUGACAACAAGGAAUUUAACAAUGAUUUGUUGGGGUCCUGGGUGGUCUAAUGGGAGUAAUUCGACAAGUGAUCUUCCUUUGGGAAUGGUAAUUCCAGGUCCAUGUGUUCAGGCUUCAUGUAAUUGUGGUACAUAUCUGAAUUCUGAGACCUUGUGUGAUGGUUCAGGGAACAUUUGCAAAUCAUGCCAGACUGAACUUCCAAUUCCAGUGCCGUUGACACCAAUUUUAGCACCACUCCCAUCACAAGGAUUGCAGCCAUUUUCUCCAGCAAGGAAAGGUAUUAACAGGCUUUCGUUGGCAUUUUUGAUUGUGGGAUCAAUCGGAGCUUUUGCAGGGAUUUGCACUAUUUUCUAUUGUUUAUGGGCAGGAGUAUGUGGCUUCUUACUUUGCAAGACACAUAAUUCUGUGCAACCCACGCUUACAGGUGCCAAUAUAAUUACGACUGUUGUGGAUAAUAAUGAUUCCAUCGCCCCCCCUUUAAGAUCAUUUUCCAUCAGGCGCAACAGCUCACGGAGACUAGGACGCCAGAGAAGUGGGUCAUCAUCAUCAAAACAUGCAGAGAAAACCCAAUUUUUUUCACUAUUUGAGCUUUCUAAUGCUACUAACAACUUCUCGCUGGAAAACAGGAUUGGUGCUGGGAGCUUUGGGGUGGUUUACAAAGGCAAACUUCCUGAUGGUCGUGAAGUUGCCAUUAAAAGAGGAGAAACUUCCGCAAAGGUGAAGAAAUUCCAAGAAAAAGAAACUGCAUUUGAUUCAGAAAUAGCGUUGUUAUCACGUCUUCACCACAAGCAUUUAGUGGGGUUAGUUGGAUUCUGCCAAGAAAAUGAUGAGAGGCUUUUGGUUUAUGAGUACAUGAGCAAUGGCGCCCUCUAUGAUCAUCUACAUAACAAGGACAAUAUUGAAAAGGGUAGUAGCAUUCUAAAUUCCUGGAAAAUGAGGAUCAAAAUUGCAUUAGAUGCAGCAAGAGGGAUUGAGUACCUUCACAACUAUGCCGUACCACCUAUAAUUCAUAGAGACAUCAAGUCGUCAAAUAUACUAUUGGAUGCGAAUUGGACAGCUAGAGUUUCAGAUUUUGGUCUAUCAUUAAUGGGACCAGAAUCUGAUCAAGAACAUAUGUCAACCAGGGCAGUUGGGACAGUUGGAUACAUUGAUCCAGAAUACUAUGUAUUGAAUGUACUGACAGCAAAGAGCGAUGUGUAUGGCUUAGGGGUGGUGUUGUUAGAGCUUUUGACAGGAAGAAAAGCUGUUUUCAAAAAUGAAGAAGAUGGGACAGGGCCAAUGGGGGUGGUAGAAUAUGCCAGCCCGAGGAUAUUGGCAGGGGAUCUCCGAGCAGUGGUGGAUAGAAGGGUUGGGGUGCCAGAGAUUCACGAGGCUGAGGCUGUGGAGCUGAUGGCUUAUACAGCUAUGCAUUGCGUGAAUUUGGAGGGAAAGGAGAGACCGAAUACAACAGACAUUGUUGCCAAUUUGGAGAGAGCACUCAGUCUUUGCGAGGAUAGCCCUGCUAGCCUCUCUUCUAGAACGAUUUCCAUUCCUUCAGAUUGAGAUUUAACAAGAGUUCAUGCAAUUCUUUUUCUUUGCCAAUUUUUUUUUUCAGAACUGUAUCUUAGCUGAUUAUUCCCCAUUUCAGUAAUAACCCAAUUUUCUUGAUUCUUGUUA